Parnassius apollo (apollo) is the source of this 228-nucleotide messenger RNA. The record is from the annotation of a GenBank genome assembly. NCBI's taxonomy places the organism in Eukaryota, Metazoa, Arthropoda, Insecta, Lepidoptera, Papilionidae.
AUGUGCCGCUGGGUUGUAGAAGUGGUUAAUGAAGACCCACCCGAAGCCAUGGAAUAUGUAAGAAUUGCUAAGGAUAGGCUUUCACUAGAGAACGAGUGUGAAUUUUCAGUUGAUGACAGCAAUAAUCCACAUUUAGGUGGAUUUCCACAAUUGACAAUAACUGAUUUAAAACGGUUAGCUCUUGGGACUUACCAACUCAAGCAGGCUAGAUCUUAUUAUGGGGAAUAA